UCCUGGCGUUAUGUCUGCAUCCUCGCUCCGUCUGUUGUAAGGAUGUGAUGAUGUAUUUGAGUUUAACACAUAGGUAAGCAGCUAAGCGUUUACCGUGCUCUUCGGUUGUUUUCGGUGAGAUCUCGUGCGUGAUGCGGUGGCUGAAGCUGGCGGACAUGGCGGACGGAGAGAGACGGUCGGUGCAGAAUCCGAAGAAAUGAGCGAAUCAGAACGCACAGAGACUUCAUUACAGGCCGUUCGCUACAUAUAAUAAUAAUAACACGAUGAUCCUGACAGCAUAUAUGGACACCUGUGUCCUUCACCAGGCUCAAGCGGUGUGGCCAUAGCAGCAGUUCUGGAGGAAGAGGAGCAGCGAGUGUUUCGGUGGCGCCACGCCCUGCUGCAGGGCAUGGAGUACCACAGUUCAGGGACAGUGCCUCUCCUGGGAAGCCCUCGCUACUGUCCUGGCACCAACAGCGCUAGCGGCUACCUCUGUCAGACCGGACACUGCUGUCAGGAGACGGGCUGCUGCACCUACUACUACGAGCUGUGGUGGUUCUGGCUGCUGUGGAGCGUGCUCAUCUUGUUCAGCUGCUGUUGUGCGUAUCGUCACCGUCAGGCGAAGCAGCGCGUUCAACAGCAGCAGAGACAGAGAGAGAUCAACCUCAUGGCUUACCACGGAGCCUGCAGUUACCCGUCCUCCAUGUUUGACCUCAGUUUCCUCGCCUCACUCAAACUGCCGUCCUAUGAGGAAGUAGCAGCCCAACCUAGCACACCGCCCCCUCCCUACAGCUCCGUUGCCUACCCACGAGGCUCCGCCCACCCCGGCCCCAGUCACAUGCUGUCAUCACAGAGCUCUGACAACUACACCAGCUGCUCCUGCGACUCCUGCUGUCCGUCAUCACCCUGUAGCUCCUCCCCUUCUUCGGCCCAACUCACAGAUGAAACUGAUACUAGCCACGCCUCCACGCCCUCCCUCAGUGAGCCUGGCCACACCCACUCAGCGGUCAUGCACACUGAGUGUGUCCCAAUACUGCCAAUCAACGAAGGCGGCCAAUCGCCAACACAAAGCACAGACGAAGUCAUGGAGGCGGAGCUUCCAAGCUCCACCCCUCUGGAUUGCAGUGGGAGCAACAAACCAGUAAAAAGCAUCACUAGUAGCACAGAUAACAUUACUGAAAAAGUAGAUGCAUCUCAAAAUAUUAGUACUAACAAUAUCUGCGAUGCAACCAGCGUUAAUAACAUUAACAGUCCAAAUUCAACGAAUAUCACCAGCCUUUGUCAUCCGACUCCACCAUCCUCCCCAUCACCUCUACAGCUCUUCUCCAUGUCUGACCCGCUUGGUGUUUGCCCCAAGCAGCAGAAUAAUGCAGCUCAGAGGGAGGAGCCUGCACAGGCCCCGCCCCCUCAGUCUCCACCCAGACCCGCUCUCUUUUCUCCCAGCAUCGAACCGGAGCGCCGCGAUUCGGCCGUAAGCGAUCUGGACGUAGACCAAACGCACUUCCAGCAGCGACGACUGACCGGUGACUCUGGCAUUGAGGUCUGCCGCUGUCGCGUAGAACGUGAAGAGGAGGAUGAUGAUGAAGAAGAAGAAGAAGGAAAAGAAGAAGGAGGAGGACACUUACCAGCAGAGUCGGCCAAUGGAGCGGAAGACGCUCUUCAUGAUAGUCCUGACUGUUCGGCCAGAGCCAUACCGGAUGGGGGCGGGAAAAAGGCGUGGCCUGUUUCAUAUGUGGCUCCGCCCUCUGACACAGUCGUCAUCGCAAUGGAAACUGACUGAGAGUGAUGUUAAUAGUACGCAGAUCUUGUUCCGAGAGAAACCCUGUACAGACUGAUGUUAGAAGACACACAUUCUAAGGGUCAAACACUACCAAAAGUGUGUAAUUAUUACAAUUUUUUUAAGUUUUAGAAAAAAGUAUCUUCAACUAACCAAGACUGCAUUUAUUUGAUCAAAAAUACAGUUAAAAUGUGAAAUAUUAUUACAAUUUAAAACAGCUGUUUCUAUGUGAAUAAAGUAUUUUUACUGUAUGUUUAAUCAAAUAAAUGCAGCCUUGGUGAGCAGAAGAGACUCUUUCAGAAACUGUGGCGCUGACACACAGAUCACAAAACCAGACCAAACCUUUGAUCUGACCAGUCAUGAGGACAUUAAAAUAGAAAGAAAAAUAUAUUUUCCAUUAAAAAAAAAAACAUUUUUAUUUAUUUUUGCAUUGGAAUGUAGAAGAAUUUGAUUUGGGGAAAACAAAUCUACAUUUUAAUAUGUAAUGCAUCAUUUUUGUUAGAUUUUUGGCCAUUCCUAGUGAAAGGUUUUUGGUUGUGAUGUGAACUCUAGGGUAAAGUGAACUGAAGAUACAGACACGUGCAAACACACGUAAACAUGGACGAUGUUCUGCCUGGAUGAACAGAACGAACCCUAAAAACAUUCUUACUCUCUCUCUCUGACGGUCCGGCUGCUUCUUUUGCUCAUAACACCAACAGUUGUGAAAACCAACACCCUUCCCAUGGAAUUCUGGGUAAUGCAGAAGAUGAAAAGCGAGUGGAAACACAGAAAGCAGUUCCUCCACACCAGCUCGGCCGAACAGAUGCACUGGAGAAGAAUGGAGACGCACCUCAGGACUUCUGCGGUUCAACCUUCGUUUACAUCUCCACGUCAGACGCUGAUACGCCAUCGUUCAUUUACAACACGCAGGCGGGUGAAUCUCAUCAGAUAGGUCAAAGUUAUAAUAUAAAUAUAAAUUAUAUAAGAAUAAAAUGAUAUAGGAAUUUAUUUUGGGAUGUGGUGAUGUGGAUGUGUCUUGGUGAGAUUCACUCUGUCUGAAGACUGACAGCGAGCAGCUGUUGAAACAGUCACACACAUACACAUACACAUAUAUAUAGUUAUAUAUGAAAAUAGAUCUAAUUCUACAACUCUAGUAGCUUCAGAUGAAUAUAUAAGCUGUGUGUGGAUAUGAAAUUAUCUAUAUUUUGUAAGCAUGCUGUUAGGAGUGUUUGUCAGAGGCCUUCAGUGUUUCCACCAUCUCUGUUACCACGAUGACCCCCUGGAGUGUGUGUGUGUGUGUGUGUGUGUGUGUGUGUGUGAUGCCGAUGUGAAGCUGUAAUUCAGACUUUAAAGACUAAACGCUUUACUCCAACGACACCAUCAGCCGCCCGUCCUGUAAUCUCUGUUUGCACAGUCAGCGCUCUCUCUCUCUGUGUGUGUGUGUGUGUGUGUGUUUUACGAGUCACCGGUGCUUUAGUGAGAACUGAUGAAUUGUGAUUGAAUAAAUUAAAUAGAAUUGA
Molecule: messenger RNA, 3255 nt
Organism: Carassius gibelio (silver crucian carp)
Lineage: Eukaryota; Metazoa; Chordata; Actinopteri; Cypriniformes; Cyprinidae
Exons: 5
Coding region: 389-1759 (456 amino acids)
Source: RefSeq, a predicted model, not a curated record